Molecule: messenger RNA, 1709 nt
Organism: Phodopus roborovskii (desert hamster)
Lineage: Eukaryota; Metazoa; Chordata; Mammalia; Rodentia; Cricetidae
Gene: Gpr135
Product: G protein-coupled receptor 135
Exons: 1
Coding region: 247-1620 (457 amino acids)
Biological process (GO): G protein-coupled receptor signaling pathway
Cellular component (GO): membrane
Molecular function (GO): G protein-coupled receptor activity
Source: RefSeq, a predicted model, not a curated record
GGGCUGGGGAAGGAGAUGAUGUGGGCUGGUUUUCUGGGUUACCCGGCUGACAUCCCGCCCUGCGUUCCUGCGUAAACAGGCGGUUCCCUCGGCAACGCCUGGAACCCACGUCAAGGUUCCAGCAGUCCCGGUGGUGACCGCCCCGUUUCGGCCGAGCCCCACCCACUCCUCGCAGUGGCCGCUUGGGUCAGUGCGGCCUUUCACCCUGCUGCGGGAUGAGCAGAGCGACGGCCUACACGGGGCCCCAUGGAGGAGCAGGCGCGGCCACUCGGCCGCCCGCCCGCAAGCGUGGCCUUACUGGGCAGCGCGCAUCCGGGCGGGGCGGUUUCCACGGCCACCGCGGCCGCGCUGUCGUUCAGCGCCGUCGCCACGGUAACGCUGGGAAACCAGAGCAAUGCGGGCCGACUGGAGGUAGUGGGGUCUCGGGGACCUGCACCGCUGUUGUGGCAUGGGGCGGCGGUGGCCGCCCAGGCGCUCGUGCUCCUGCUCAUCUUCUUGCUGUCUAGCCUGGGCAACUGCGCGGUGAUGGGGGUGAUCGUGAAGCACCGGCAGCUACGCACGGUCACCAAUGCUUUCAUCUUGUCCUUGUCCCUGUCCGACCUGCUCACCGCGCUGCUCUGUCUACCCGCCGCCUUUCUAGACCUGUUCGCGCCUCCAGGAGACUCGGGGCCCUGGCGCAGCUUCUGCGCCGCCAGCCGCUUCUUCAGUUCGUGCUUUGGCAUCGUAUCCACAUUCAGCGUGGCGCUCAUCUCGCUGGACCGCUACUGCGCCAUCGUGCGACCGCCGCGGGACAAGCUGGGCAGGCGACGCGCGCUGCAGCUGUUGGCCGGUGCGUGGCUGGCUGCGCUCGGCUUCUCCCUGCCCUGGGAGCUGCUUCGGACGCCCCGGGAACCCCCUACUCCUCAGAGCUUCCACCGCUGCCUUUACCGCACCUCUCCAGACCCCGCGCAACUGGGCGCCGCCUACAGCGUGGGGUUGGUGGUGGCCUGCUACCUGCUGCCCUUCCUGCUGAUGUGCUUCUGCCGCUAUCACAUCUGCAAGACCGUGCGCCUGUCCGACGUGCGCGUGCGGCCGAUGACCACCUACGCCCGCGUGCUGCGCUUCUUCAGCGACGUGCGCACCGCCACCACCGUGCUCAUCAUGAUUAUCUUCGUCAUCUGCUGCUGGGGCCCCUACUGCUUCCUGGUGCUUCUGGCUGCGACUCGGCAGGGUCAGGCCACGCAGGCCCCUUCGCUGCUCAAUGUGGCGGCUGUCUGGCUGACGUGGGCCAAUGGGGCUAUCAACCCUGUCAUCUAUGCCAUCCGAAACCCCAACAUUUCCAUGCUCCUAGGGCGCAGCCGUGAGGAGGGGUACAGGACUAGGAACAUGGAUGCUUUUUUACCCAGCCAAGGCCUAGGUUUGCAGGCCAGAAGCCGCAAUCGCCUUCUAAAUGGCUGUGCCAGCAGGCUGGGGACUUGCAGCAGGAUGCCUUCUUCCAACCCGACUAGCGGGGCAGGAGGGGAAGUGGUCAUGUGGGCUCGCAAAAACCCAGUUGUGCUGUUCUUCCGAGAGGGACCACCAGAUCCGGUUGCAGCAGACAGCAAACAGCAUAAAUCUGAAGCUAGGGAUAGUAGCCUCUAAAAAAGGUUGGGGUGGACAGCUUGUAAUAGCAGAUUUCCAGCCCUCUCAUUUAAUGAUGCAGGAAUCCGGGGAGAACUGCGGAUUUCAUA